GCGAGUCAGCCGCCGUGCGCUGUGUUCGCGCGACGAUACUCAGACGAGCUCGAGUCAUGUGUAAUGUUUUCAUCGCAGACAGGAUCUGUCAGCUAAGUUUCGAUAACGUAAAAGAUGAAUGAAUAAUUUAUUCAAUAACGACGAUUCGCGGGUCUAUUUUUUUGGAAAAUCUCGCCGCUGUCAGAGGACAGCUUUCGCCCAGCAUCUAGUUUUUCUUGAAAGCUCGUGGCCGUUGACACUGCAGCGUGCGGGUCCCGCAGUGUGCAAGUGUGUGGUUGAUUAGCGAACGUAAAGACGAGGACGUCAGCUGAGUCGCGUAAACAUAAGCUUGACCGAGUUUUACUGAGGAGACCAUGGCUCUGCCUCCGGCGUAGACUGGCAGCUCGAGGAAUAUAAGGAUAGGAUUUCAUCAUGCGGCGACUCAUUUUGCUGUUAUUGACAGGGAUUGUGCUUGGCGUGGAAGUUCACUUUGAAAAUAAGGAUAGUGGAUUUUUUCUAAAGCAUACGGCAAGAUGGAAUGGGGCGGGGCCACCUCCAGAACCGAUGGGCACAGCCCUACCUGGAGCUCUUCUGUCCCUUGAUCGGUUUACCGUUCUGCAAGGCUCUGCUCCAGCCUCAGUUCGAGCAACUUACGGUCCAUUUUCUACAAAACAAACUGUCCCAGCACGAUACGCCGUUCCAGAUCCCCUGGAACCGCCCAGAAGAAACGCAACAUUAGUGGAAUUACAAGACGCUACAGCACAUAGGUUAGAUGUAUCAGCACACCUAGUUUUCCGUGAACUACCAAAAGAUGCACCAGUGUUGAGGGUUCUAUUUCACACUGGAGGUGAAGGUGGCGCUCGCCGCGCAGCUGCUCGGCCUAGACGUGUUUGUAUUACUUUACAUGCCACUAUUGGAACAAAAACUCUUACCGCAACUUGUGGACCUGAAGGAGAAGAAGGAGCCUGUUUGGCAGAAUUAACAGUUCCUGCUGCUUGGUGGCCUGCUGAUGGAAAAGGCAAAAGACCACCUAAAACGAUGAAAUUAGCUUAUAGCGCCGCUGAAGCAAGUAGUGGCGAAACGGGUGAAGGUGUUUGCGGAAAAGUUUCAGUUCAACCAGCUUGGCCGCUAGGUUCAGUAACCCUAGCGGGUGCUCGAGCUGGUUACAGAGAAGCUCGUGCUGGUGAUUGUGCUCUCCUACUUCCAAGAGCUCCAUUAUAUCCCCAUUUCCGACUUCAUUUACCAUUUGUCGUUCGCCGUGAUGCCAGUCAUACAAUUGGACACGUCGUAAUAAGAAUGAAAGUGAAAUCGGGCUUGAGAUUGGUGAGUGUGACGGCGUCAAAUUCUCACUGGGCGGUUACAGCUGAAGUAAAACCUCGAGCUGCUACAGUCACUGCAACUCGACUUGAGCAACCACUACGUGAUGAUGACAAUCUUGAUACCGAUAUUGAAGAGAGUACUGGUGCCGGCGGACCAGGAUGGGAAGAGAUUCUCACCUGGCUGGUUGAGGUUGGAGCUGAAGGAGAGGGUGAUGCCGAAGGUUCAGAAGGUGAAUCAGGCAGAGGAAUGGCUCGAAUCAGCUGGUCUGCCAAAGUAUCUUCAUCUACCAGCGUCACUUCCACAACAGAAGAAACACCUCACGAACAUCGCGUUAAUACGAGACUCGACAUCGAAAAGGACGACAUUCAGGCUGUUCUACCCAUAUCAAAGAACUGGGAGGUAUUAAAUACUGCAGUGCUGACUGGAAGACAGGUUUCCCAGGCGAUGAAAGUGCUGAUAGUCUCUCAGGCGGGCCAAGUCGCUGACGUCACACUCCAAAGCUCCUGUCAUUCGGAGGACGAGAGCGUACUUAAGGUUUCAUCGUCAUGUAGUUCAGUGUAUGUGGACGGAUCCGAAAUUCGGGGCUCUUCAAAUGCUUCUAUAAUAGUCAAGUAUGGAACCUAUACUGGCCUGGCCCGGUUCACUGUGUGGAUGCCGGAAUAUCCUCUCGAAAUCGACGUUGACGAUAAUCGCCUGUCACAAGUCAAAGGCUGGAAAGUAUCAGACGAAGCAAAUGCUAAAGACAGAUUACGAAGGUCUUUGUCGUCACGGGGGUGGGGCGGCUCUAGACCCGACGCCCCCAACUCACUGACGGAUCAGCGCUCCUGCAGACUCAGAUACCAACAAAGCAAUGUUGAGGUGUACGCUCGCUUCCUGGCUAAGGAUCACGAUUCCGGUCGCGUUUCCUACUUUGUUUCUCGUCGUACGUGGCUCAAAGUGACCGAGCUGGUUCUGUCUUUGAUGCGUGUUUCCGACCCUCGUAUCGCAUCGCUCAGGGACCGCGUUCUUCAAGGACGUAGCACAGGAAGAACCGAGGUUCAAGUGCUGUCGCCUAUUACUGGACGAGUGAUCGGUCUCCGUGAAGUCCGUGUUGUGAACGACAAAGUGUCGAUAUCUCGUCUCUUAGUGCGUGUUAUAUCCGGUCUGCAGCUGAACAUCUCGCCAGACACCGCCAUUGAAAAUGGAUACGUAUCAGAAACGACGGUCACGAGGCGUCUCACUGCGCAAUAUCAGGAGGGUUUGUUGGACAUAGACAUUGAAUUCUCUGAUGGAAGCCACACCGCCCUCCGAGAUGUUUCCGUUUCCGAUUAUUAUCUGUUGGUGGAGAGUUUGGACUCCGAAGUCGUGGCUUUCGCUCCAAUGUUGGCAUCACGACAUCCAAGGGUUAUCGCGGUUGGUGAAGGUAGUGGAGAACUACUUCGUGUAACUCUCCUCACUCCGGAGCAAUGUCGUUCAGGACCGCUACGUCGGGUCGCACUCCCUGGGAAAGGAGACACAAAGACACCAGCUAACAUAAAGAACAUACCGGGAGCUCUGGCCAGUGCCGCUGCAGCUGUUGAUGUGGACUUCAGCGGUGGUGACGCAUCACAACGACCUGAUACACCACAAAAUGAUGACAUCAUGGCCAGGGGCGGUCUACGGACUGGAAUGUCUGACUUGAGCGAUGUCCUCAAAGGUUUUUCUCCAUUCAAAGACGAAAAUAACCACGAACCAACAGUGCAGGCGCAGCAGUACGGGUCUAUAUUUAGAAGUAAUUCUGCCUUACAUCCGAGACAUCCUCCGCAAAACAGUAUGUCGCAAGUUGAGAUAGGAAUGUUCGUUCUUCUUGGUGCAUUUUGCUUCGCUAUAGUAGUGUUCGUAGUAUCUUGUGUCGUAUAUGCAUAUCGGCUGAAACCGGCUCCGGAAGCUGGUGCAGGCACCAAGAUGGGAGGAAGCCCGUUAAGUGGUGGGGGUAACGUACGCCCAGCCGUCACUACCGCGCUCGCUAGCGAGGGAAAACCUGUCAGAGAAUCCACCACGAAUGCUCAUGAUUGGGUUUGGCUCGGCCGAGCGACCAUAGAGAGAAACGGAAACCGUCAUCCAGCUCGCAAUUCAACCCAGCCGGAGAAAUCCAACAACCAGGAGAUGAGGAUCACUUCCAAUCCCCUGAACUACAACUACUUGGAUCCCGAAGAUGCUAUUCGUGAAAACGGAAACGUCAUGGUCACCAGCUUCGACAACCCUAACUCCAUCGAACUGCCAUCGCAAAGUGAGAAACGCGAUAGGGUCAUCGACUCUACCACGUACUGCAAGAAGCCAGCUAGACACAAUCGUCAAAACUCAGGAGACGGUCAUUGGCAAAUGGAUACAGGAAACGAAGACGACUACCGACCCCCCGUUCCUCCCCAUAGGAACUCUUCAACGCCACAACCUCAAGUCCCUGUGCCACCUCGAAAUCCCAACAAAAUUUUACCAGAGACCGUUAUGCCUCCUACUCGACGAAACCACUCACGGAAUCAUCACAAAAAACAUGACCGUGAACAUGACAUCAAGCGAUCUCCGGAAAAUGGCAAUCGCUCCGAACGAGUUAUUGAUUUAAGCAAGAUGGACGCACCUUACAUGUCAAGCCGAGAAAUGAUGGAUCAAUAUAAACGCGACUCUUACCCCAACCUUCAAUUACGAAAUGACUUUGACGAUAACCCCGUGGAAAAACUUACCAACAAGGACGACUGUGCGCGUCUCUUCGAAUUUGAUAACGACGCUCCGCUCAUCAUGGAAAACAAGGACUUCAGAGAGAUCGUUGGUCUCAACAGAGGCACGGACGACUCACGACGCACUUUUGCCAAACCGGAGAGCCCUGAUUACAUGCACGACUCGGGAAUAGGAUUGCCGGAAGUACAAAUGCGACAUAAGAAAAAGGAAAAGGAAUCCAACAUCAAGAACGAAUUCGUUGAACCUGCAAUCCAAAACAAAGGUGGCAAUUCCCCUGAAGUGAAGCGCGCAACAAUUGUCGGUAAUCCGAUGUACUCUCGCGAGACUGGCCGCGACCAGGAGCCGCUCGCCCUCGACGAUCUCCACAUGGACUACGAUCAGAUCAUGCACUAUUUCCACAACCUCAAGGAAUCGAACGCCUGAGUAGAGCAGAUCAUUGCAAAGAUCCGGCAGAUAUUGUCUACGUUUAAAUAUCAGCAUAUCACCAAAGCUACAAUCGACGUAUUCAAUGCAGCCUCUGAUUCAGUCGAGGCCGGACCUGAGGAUAGCGCCAUCGAUAAUCACAACUCGAAAUCUGACUGCGAUGCGCAUAUUUACGAAAACGUUAAUACAACUGUCGCACCCACGCAGAUGCUAUGUGACUCGAUUGCUCACAAAAACAAUUUCAUGAAAGUACAAUUGAAAUUCUUGUUGGAGCAUUUGAGUGAAUCUUACGAGUAAAAGUUGUGGUCGAUGUGUUAUCCUCUAUACAAUGUGUCCAAAAUUGGAUCCUUGCAGUGAUCGGAAACGAAAUAUAAAAAAAUAAACUAUGUUAACUUUUAUACGUAUUAUAGUGUUAAAAAUAUUUAAUCUAGUCACAUUCAAAAGUGCACACGAUAAUAACUAACAAGAGUGUGCACUUAGCUUAUUAAUACUCCUGUCAAUGGUUAUAAUAUUGUAGAUAAUAUAACUAGCGUUGGUUUUAUGUAUAAAUUGUUUUUAUACUAACGGUCUAAUCGAUUAAUCAGAGCGAUAUAUACCUACCUACACAUAGCUAUAUGAUAAUUUAAUCUUCAUAAUAUUCCAAUACCAAAUUAGAAAUUAAUUCAAUACUUGCAAGUGUCUUAGAACUGUAAAUAUUUCCACUAGAAACAGUAAAAACGCUACCUCACUUAUAUAUCUCUUAGCUUAGCCAAUAUCUGUAUUGCAAGCAAAAAUGUAAAUUUUGAGCUAGUAUAUCUCUUUACAUAUAUCCCCGUUAACGUUAAUAUUUUGUUAAUAAUAAUUCAACGUAAAUGUAAUAGAUUUGUCGUUCUUGAAUAAACGUAUAUGUUGUGGGAUUUCUUUAUAAAAUGUCUUACUUAUUAAGACUGCAAAAAGCCAGUGUUAGAUUUAAAUAUUAAUAUUAUAACGACAUAGUAUAAGACACAACUAGUCAAAUAUUAUAAUUAUGGGCUUAUUAUUUAAUUGCUCAAUAAAUAAAGAUUUUAAUUAAUAUGCCAGAAUUUUUUUAAUAUAUUGACUAUUUUUUACGUUCCUCAAUAAUACCACCGCAUGUUAUGGUAUUGAAAUUAUUUUAGGUUGAUAUUUAAAACAAGUGUUAGCGCAUGGCCUAUUCAAAUGAAUUCUUCUUGUUAAUAGAUGCGGCUUUUUCGAUAUGACCUUGCAUAAUUUAUCUGAAGGUUUAUUAUAUGUGAUAAACGACUGCUGACAAUUGAAAAUAGUCGUAAUAUAAUAAAAAAGCCAUAUCAUAUAAAAACUAGCGCUUGUAUUAUACUAUAUGUAAACAUUAUUCUUAAUUUAUUGAAAAUGUACAUUGCAUUUACUUGUAAGUUAGUUUUUUAGGCUUUGUAAAUAUUGUUAUGACGUUAUAUAAUUUAUAGGUACCCUUCGUGGUGGAAAGGCAAAAUAUGUAUGUAGUAGACGCUUACAUAUAACAGUGUAGAUGCACCCUUAUGUCAGAAUAAUAAGUGUCAGUUAAAAGUAAUACAAUAUAGUAAAUGUUUUGAUCUUGUAAUUGUGUAUUGUGUCCCUGAUAUAUAGAAAACAAAUGGUUUACUCAAAUACAUAGUUCUAAUUAUUUAUUAGAGUAAGUUGAUGGAAAUUAAAUGUCGCUUUAUAUUUUCAAAUUGAAUAUAUACUGUCUGCUUUUUUAGAAAAAAAAAAGAAACUGCAUACUGAUAUUCAUUUAUACAAAUAGGAUGUUGUUUGGCUUUUGUCGUUAGGUUAGACGAGUCGCAGGAUGUUCAAGUAAUUUACGCUGUAGAAUUUGUUACUAACACAUUUGUUUUUGUUGAGUUUUUCCCUAAUAUAUUGUGAGAGGUUUAUUAAUAGAUAAUAAUUAAUGCUACAAAAUUUAUACAUGUAUGCAAACUGAGGCUUGUCACGAAAAUCCUUUCAUAAGAUGUCAAAUAUAAUAAAACAUGAUUAAA
Danaus plexippus (monarch butterfly) is the source of this 6401-nucleotide messenger RNA. It is a transcript of the gene dtn, whose product is annotated as transmembrane protein 132E. The record is from RefSeq and is a predicted model, not a curated record. NCBI's taxonomy places the organism in Eukaryota, Metazoa, Arthropoda, Insecta, Lepidoptera, Nymphalidae.